AUGCCUGUCCAGUGUAGCAGCUGUACUAAAAAGCGAGCAGUUCUCAAACGUCCUAAAACUGGCCACUCACUAUGCAAGGACUGCUUCUUCUGGGCAUUCGAAGAAGAAGUUCACCAGACCAUCGUAUCCGCCCGUCUCUUCAAUCGCGGAGAGACAGUGGGCAUAGGGGCGUCAGGUGGAAAAGACUCUACCGUGUUAGCCCAUGUUUUGAAAGUUCUUAACGAGCGUUAUGACUAUGGACUCAAACUGCUACUGCUCUCAGUUGAUGAGGGAAUCACAGGUUAUAGGGAUGAUUCCUUGGAGACUGUCAAAAGAAAUCAGCAACAGUAUGAGCUACCACUGAAAAUUGUAUCUUAUGAGGAACUCUAUGGUUGGACCAUGGAUGCUAUAGUGAAGCAGGUGGGAUUAAAGAAUAACUGUACGUUCUGUGGAGUCUUCCGCAGACAGGCAUUGGACAGAGGGGCCAUGAUGCUAAAGGUGGACAAAAUAUGCACAGGUCACAACGCGGACGACGUGGCGGAGACGGUGCUGAUGAACGUGCUGCGGGGCGACAUCGCCCGCCUGCGCCGUUGCACGGCCAUCAGCACGGCGAGCGAGGGGGAGGGCGCCAUCCCGAGGUGCAAACCCCUCAAGUACACUUACGAGAAGGAGAUUGUGCUUUACGCCUACUUCAAAAAGCUCGACUACUUCUCCACCGAAUGCAUCUACUCGCCCAACGCCUACCGCGGCCACGCCAGAACUUUCCUGAAGGACCUGGAGUCCGUUCGCCCCAGCGCCAUCGUGGACGUCAUCCACUCGGGCGAGACGCUGUCGGUGAAGGAGGGCGUGAAAAUGCCGGUGCAGGGCACUUGCUCGCGGUGCGGCUACAUCUCCAGCCAGGCCCUGUGUAAAUCCUGCGUGCUUCUGGAAGGCUUAAACCGAGGUUUGCCGCGCCUUGGGAUAGGCAAGCACCACCGGCUUCACGGCAAAAUCUUGGCCCAGCAGCCGCUCACCCAACAGGAAGAGAGGAAGCUGAAGGCUAUAGACUUUUGA
Molecule: messenger RNA, 1032 nt
Organism: Chanos chanos (milkfish)
Lineage: Eukaryota; Metazoa; Chordata; Actinopteri; Gonorynchiformes; Chanidae
Gene: ctu1
Product: cytosolic thiouridylase subunit 1 homolog (S. pombe)
Exons: 2
Coding region: 1-1032 (343 amino acids)
Biological process (GO): tRNA wobble position uridine thiolation
Cellular component (GO): mitochondrion; cytosolic tRNA wobble base thiouridylase complex
Molecular function (GO): tRNA binding
Source: RefSeq, a predicted model, not a curated record